This is a messenger RNA of Polypterus senegalus (gray bichir), 822 nucleotides long. RefSeq names its product phosphatidylinositol glycan anchor biosynthesis, class U (gene pigu). Gene Ontology annotation, biological process: protein localization to cell surface; attachment of GPI anchor to protein. NCBI's taxonomy places the organism in Eukaryota, Metazoa, Chordata, Cladistia, Polypteriformes, Polypteridae. The record is from RefSeq and is a predicted model, not a curated record. The transcript is spliced from 8 exons. The coding region runs from base 37 to 822 and encodes 261 amino acids. Gene Ontology annotation, cellular component: membrane; GPI-anchor transamidase complex.
CAGCAUGCUCGAGGAGAGCGUCUUCCUCCGGCUGAGAUGGCGGCCUCCUUGGUCUUGGUUUUACUGAUCGCUGUCACUGUUCGGGCAGUGUUAUUCAGGUCAAGCCUGGCUGAAAUCAUCGCUGAGAGAGUGGAAGUUGUGUCUCCUUUAAAUGGCUGGAAGAGAGUUGUUGAGGGACUGGCUCUGCUUGACCUGGGUGUGUCACCAUAUUCUGGAGAUGUCUUUCAUGAGACACCCCUGAUGAUUUAUCUGUUUCACUUUGUCAUUGACUAUUCUGAAAUUGUCUUCAUGAUAGCAGAUGCCAUAACUGCUGUUGCUCUGUACUUGGCUGUGCAAGAUUAUAACAAAAUUGUGUACAGGAAACAGAAGUACACCCUUGAAGCUGGCCGCUACCCCCUUGAUGUUGCUGAGCUCCUCAGGACUCCCAAAGAGAUGAUGUACAUCCCGAUAAAGGUGGCAGUGUUUUAUUUACUGAACCCUUUUACAGUUCUCUCCUGCGUGGCCAAAUCCACCUGUGGCCUCAACAAUGCCGUCACUGCACUUUUCAUAUUAUGCACAAUAAAAGGUAGUGCCUUACUGAGUGCCAUCUUCCUUGCCUUGGCUACGUACCAGUCCUUGUACCCUUUCACCCUCUUUGCUCCAGCACUGCUUUAUCAGUUACAGAGGCUGUACAUACCUAUCAGCGUUCACAGCCCGAGGUUUUGGAUCUUCACUUCUCAAUAUGGUUCAAUGUACCUGGGCAGCCUCGUAGUGAUCACCUGCCUGUCAUUCUUCCUCCUCAGCUCUUGGGACUUUGUUACGUCUGUCUAUGGAUUUAUGUAA